AUGCCCAAGGUCCGCCACCGCAUCGGAUUCCACGAUAGCGCCUUUUCCUCGGACGGCUCGUCGUCUCGCAAACCCACCAAUGGCGUGAGGGAUCCGUUGUCGCUCUUCCCGGAUGUCCUUCUCAAUCCGCAGCAUCGAUACUGCACACCUCCGCCAUUGGACCCUUCGCUCAUCGAGCGUGACGACGUCGAAGUCGGGUUCCCGCCGAGCACCCUCUCGCGGAACCCAUCGGUUUCUGAACACCUAGCGCUUUUCGAAGAGCCGCCUCCCCCUCCUCCCGUCGGAUCCCAGGACGAUCCCAUUCUGCUUGACGACGAGGGAGACGGGGCCCUCCGCCGGGGAAUCCUCUCGAACCACCAACAAAGCCACAGCGAAUGGCUUCACUCCAAGCACGUCCUCACCACUCAGACAGGUGGUCUACAGGGCCCCCACUGA
This is a messenger RNA of Dichomitus squalens LYAD-421 SS1, 435 nucleotides long. RefSeq lists its product as uncharacterized. The transcript is spliced from 3 exons. The coding region runs from base 1 to 435 and encodes 144 amino acids. NCBI's taxonomy places the organism in Eukaryota, Fungi, Basidiomycota, Agaricomycetes, Polyporales, Polyporaceae. The record is from RefSeq and is a predicted model, not a curated record.